Molecule: messenger RNA, 1201 nt
Organism: Neomonachus schauinslandi (Hawaiian monk seal)
Lineage: Eukaryota; Metazoa; Chordata; Mammalia; Carnivora; Phocidae
Gene: TFB1M
Product: transcription factor B1, mitochondrial
Exons: 7
Coding region: 66-1100 (344 amino acids)
Biological process (GO): rRNA methylation; transcription initiation at mitochondrial promoter
Cellular component (GO): mitochondrial matrix
Molecular function (GO): mitochondrial transcription factor activity; rRNA (adenine-N6,N6-)-dimethyltransferase activity
Source: RefSeq, a predicted model, not a curated record
CCGUGGAUGAUUUAAGAGCAGCGCUAAGAGUCCGCGGUGAGGCUUGGACGGUUUCGCGGGGCUUUAUGGCUGCUUCUGGGACGCUGAGCACUUUUCGUCUCCCGCCGUUGCCCACGAUUCGAGAAAUCAUUAAGUUAUUCAGGCUGCAAGCAGCGAAGCAGCUAUCCCAGAAUUUUCUCCUGGACUUGAAGCUGACAGAUAAAAUCGUAAGGAAAGCUGGGAAUCUGACAAAUGCUUAUGUUUAUGAAGUGGGCCCUGGGCCAGGGGGAAUCACAAGAUCCAUUCUCAAUGCCAAUGUUGCUGAACUUUUGGUGGUUGAAAAGGAUAGUCGAUUUAUUCCUGGAUUACAGAUGCUUUCUGAUGCAGCACCUGGAAAACUGAGAAUUGUCCAUGGAGAUGUAUUGACAUUUAAGAUAGAAAGGGCUUUUCCAGGAAGUCUUAAAAGACAGUGGGAGGAUGAUCCUCCUAAUGUACAUAUUAUUGGAAAUCUGCCUUUUAAUGUAUCAACUCCGCUGAUUAUCAAGUGGCUUGAAAAUGUUUCUUGUAGAGGUGGACCUUUUGUUUAUGGCAGAACCCAGAUGACGUUGACUUUUCAAAAGGAAGUGGCAGAGAGACUGACAGCCAAUACAGGAAGCAAACAGCGAAGUCGCCUUUCUGUUAUGGCCCAGUACCUCUGCAAUGUUCAACACAUCUUGACAAUUCCGGGUCAGGCUUUUGUCCCUAAACCAGAGGUGGACGUGGGCGUGGUGCACUUCACCCCCCUGGUGCAGCCCAGGAUCGAGCAGCCCUUCAAGCUGGUGGAGAAGGUCGUUCAGAACGCAUUUCAGUUCCGGAGGAAAUACUGCUAUCGAGGGCUUGGAAUGUUAUUCCCUGAAGUUCAGCGCGUGGAAAGCACUGGAAAACUGUUAGAGUUGGCAGAUGUGGACCCUACCCUUAGGCCCAGCCAGCUCUCUGUUUCACAUUUUAAGAGCCUGUGUGAUGUAUACCGAAAAAUGUGUGAUGAAGACCCACACCUCUUUGCUUAUAAUUUCAGAGAACUCAAACAAAAUAAAAGCAAAACUCAGGAAAAAGAGGACGACAAGGAGAGAGACAGACUCUAAGAGCGUAUCGAAUGUUGCUUUCCACAAUGUUAAGCUGCUCAGAUGUGUACUUUUUGUCUUCUACAGAAGGACAAUAAAAAUACAAUUACCGUAUGUGACUU